GCUGCUGCUGCUGCUGCUGCUGACUACUGCUCCUGUCACUACCAUCCAUCCAACGGUCGAAUGCCCCCAUUGCCUUUGCCACCCUGCGUGCCUGCGUAAAUACAUGUAAUGCAGGGCGCCAUGACGACACCCAGGCGGAAAGCUUGUGUUGAAUGCAGACAGCAAAAGGUCAGUGUCCAGCCUUUUGCGACCUUUGCGCCGACCAGUGCCAGACGGGCUGUUGCGCCAUACCAACACAAAUGUUGAUCCAAGCAGAUUCGUUGCGAUGUCGAGCAGCAUAAAACCCCCCACGAUCCUUGUGGGAGGUGCAAGAAGAUGGGCCUGGAAUGCCGCAUAUUGCCCACAUCCACUCGCAACCUCCGCCAAACCAAAGCUGAAAUGCGUCGCGAAUUGGAAGAGCUGAGGUGGAAUAUGCGCCAGCCUCCGGGGUCCAAUCCUGACGGCACCAAUUCAGCUUUCCAUAGCCCUAGCGCUGGCACAUUCUCCGGCCCUCCAUCUGGUGAUGUGACCGAAACCAGUCUGAGUCCAGCGUUUGGCGGAUCGGGGAGUGUCAAUGACGGCAGUUCUGGAGGCGGUGCAUCGAGAAAAGGGAGUCAAGGCCAAACCCUAAGCAGAGCCUUGGAUGGAUAUGUCGUUGAUGCGAAGCGCGUCGAUGAUUGUUUCGAGCUCUUCUUCUCGCAAUAUCAUGCGCUGCUUCCAGUUUUGGAUUCCUCCAUGUCUCCUCACAGCCCGAAUGAAUACUACGAACUCUCACCUUUCCUAUUUUGGGCCAUUGUUGUCACAGGAUCGAGACAGUACCACGAAGACCCAUCUAUACUGGACAAGAUCAGUCAACUCAUAACCCCUCUUGCAUUUUCCUCCAUGGCACUCCGUUCCACUCCAAUUCCAGUCAUACAGGGUCUCCUGAUACUGUGUACAUGGCGCCUACCUACCAACUCCAUGUACAAAGACAUGACCCACAUGCUAUGUGGAGCCGCAGUACAUUUGGCAACUCAAAUCGGCCUCCAUGUCGAUGGUGUUGGCCAGGAUUUUGCCAGAAUGCCAUUGAAGAAAGACCAAGACCAGAAAAUAUUCAGGGCCAAGAUAUGGAUGUACUGCAUGAUUGUGUCGAUAAGAACGAGUUGCGCGGAAGGUAUACCACCCCUCGUAAUUGCUGAUACCUUUUUCGAUGGCGACGAAAAGAAACGAGAAGACACUUUGGCGCAUCUGCCCGUGGGUCUGCAAUUCAACCACAAACUGCAUGUAAUCCUACACAAAGCUAUGGCUGCCAUGGCGCGAACGGACUUGAAAUCCGUCAACUGCAACGUUGGCAUAUUGCGCUCCUUGAUCGGUGUUUUUGACUCACAACUGCUCCUUCUGGCGGCGACAUCACCUAGCGACCCUGACACCUUUUUUCUCAACUGUGCUCGAAUACACGUUCUAGCCUUUCACUUCUUCGCACACCCAACCAAUCAAAAUCCAGAUGCGGAAUCACUAAGCCGUCUCUAUUCUCUUUGCAUUUCUACCCUCCAGGCAUCAAAUACCUUGGCCCAGCAGAUGUCACAUGCAUUUAUCUCGCAAUCCUUUAUCGAUCGGACCGUCGAACUAGCAGGGUUCAUCAUUCUCAAGCUCUACAGAUCUCCGCUCGCCGUUCAUCUAGAUCUUAGCGCUGGCGAGACUGCUUUCUUCUAUGGUGUGAAUGUUACGAAGGCCUCCAGUAUGCAGAACAACGACCUCGCGUCGCGGUGUGCCAACAUCAUGAUAAAUCUGUGGGGUAGUAACAAGAUAUUCAGACGAAGAGGAGGCGUAGUGGAGAGUCUGGGAUUGAGGCUGCGCACGAGAUUGAGCAUGAGCUUGAGCUUCGAUAUGUUCUGGUACUGGCGAGAGGAAUUCGGGCAUAUGAGCAAUCCGUAUGACAAGGAGGAGGUGGCGGCAACGACGGCAAGUAACGCCCAAAUACGGCCAACAACGCCUGACUAUCAGAAGGAGCACCAAGAUGCCAAGCAUAACCCAUCUGCACAGCAGCAACAGCAACAACCCUUGCAACAACCGCAACAACAACUACAGCAAUUGCAGCACCAGCAGCAGCAACAAAUUCAGCAGCAGCAAUCCCAACAACAGCUUGCACAACAGGCCACGACAACUAGUGUUCCUCUUCCAGCCACCUCCGCAUCUCUUCCGCCAAAAUUUGAUCCCAAUCCUGCUUUCAUGGGUCACAUCCCUCAAUCCAACCAAACGCCUGUUAGCUUCGACGGCUGGGAUGGGUCGGACUACAGUGCGCCGCCUAUGCUCGACCAAUUUCCAGAUUAUGAUUGGGCUGCGAGCUUCGACUUCACGAAUGAAUGGUCGCAACCACCCAUGCACGGUAUUGCAGAAAGCGGGGGAUAUCAGUUCGGCUGAGACCUGGAAGUCGUCGCCCAACUACUGCCGACUCAAG
This is a messenger RNA of Periconia digitata, 2416 nucleotides long. Lineage: Eukaryota; Fungi; Ascomycota; Dothideomycetes; Pleosporales; Periconiaceae. The record is from the annotation of a GenBank genome assembly.